Messenger RNA from Spizellomyces punctatus DAOM BR117, 1716 nucleotides. RefSeq lists its product as uncharacterized. The annotation marks the transcript as partial. NCBI's taxonomy places the organism in Eukaryota, Fungi, Chytridiomycota, Chytridiomycetes, Spizellomycetales, Spizellomycetaceae. The transcript is spliced from 13 exons. The record is from RefSeq and is a predicted model, not a curated record. Gene Ontology annotation, biological process: cell differentiation; protein export from nucleus. Gene Ontology annotation, cellular component: centriole.
AUGCCAACGUCCAAGUUUGACGGAGACUCAAUCCCGACAAGUGCCUUUCAGGUUCCUUCAGGUUCAAGUGGGGCGGAGAUCACGGAGGCAGACACAAGUCAAAGUGUGGAGUGUAACAAUUCUUGUGGAAAAAGCUUUAUGAGUGAGGCACCAAGCGAAACUACCCUACAGCACACAUUUUAUCCACCCGCACCAUCAAAGUGCUUGUCACGAUACGGUAUGGACAGUGUGAGCUCGGAAUUCCAACCAUUGCCCCACUUGUCGAGCAGGAUACUCCAACCCAGUCCGCACAAUUGCUCGCACAGUCCUUUACUCUCGUUGACCGGAAAGAGUUCUACAAUUGCACAGCAGGCCACGCCAAAUAUUUCCUAUCCAUACCAGUACAAUGAACAGUUGGAGGAGUUAAGGGAGGAAAACGGACUUCUGAAAUGCUAUCUACAAGGCAUGGCAGCCAGUCCAUUGGCAGCUGUCGAUCCCAAUCAACCAGCGGCGCCGUUGGAGGACAAAGAUAAACAAAUACAGGAACUCACAAAAACUGUGGACCUGCUCAAGAUUCAGAUCAGUGCCUUUGAAAGGAUAAAUGACAUUCGAGAAGGCCAAGUCUCAAGUCCUGAUAAAGAAAUGAAACAUUUGUCCAUGGUGACCGCUCGGGAAGAUCUCCUUACGUGCUGGCGACGAAAAGUGUUCGAGCUUCUUGUACACAAUAAGCUGCAGAUGGCAGAAUUCGAUCAGGAUAGGCGCGCUUGGGAAGUGAAGCUAGGUGAACAGCGCCAAGAAAAUGAGGCGUUGCAGCAGCAACUGCAAAUUUCCGCUGAAUUGCUCCGAAUCAAGGAAGCUUCUCUGGAGCUAGAGCGCGAUACUCGGAAACGAAUCGCAACUGAAGUGCAGGCCGUGGAUGCACGCAGAAUAGCAGAGCAUAAGCAUGUUCUCGAGACAGUAGAGAAUUGGAUGGAACAUGUCGGUUGUGGGAUGCAGAACAGAUUCGUACAGACUGCCGAAAGAAAGAUGCAUAUGUUGUCAAGCCGGAUUGAAUUCGCUGCUGACAGGCUAGCGGUCGUCAGAAGUAUGCAAAAGCAUAGGCCAGCACCUAUUGACGAUAAACAUAAACAAGACGUGACCAAUUUCUCACAAGGGCAACAGCAAAUCAUAGAAGAAACGGAACCCGAAAUACAGUUGCUUCACGACCGGAUAUCUCAACUCAUUGAGGAGCGUGAUGUCCUCAUGAAGCGGGUUGAUGAAGAUGCAAAAGUGUUUGAAGAGGAGCGGCAAGAAUUAUUACGGAAAGUAGCCGACCUUGAAACAUCUCAAGCAGACAUGUGUGCCCGGCUAAAUCAGAUAACAUUUGAACUUAAAGAAGAACAAGAGAAAUCCAGAGUAAUUUCCACCAACUUGGAGCAAAAAGAAAAGGAAAUUGAAGACAGUAGACAAGAUGUAAGCGCCUUGAGAGACAAACUGUCAAAGCUGAAGGUACAACACGAAAGAGAACUUCGUCGAACAUAUCGGCUUGGAGACGAAGGUGCGAAACUGCUGCGUGCCGAGUUUGAAGUUAUCAGGAAGCAGCAUAUCAGAACCGCCCAGGUCCUGAAAAUAAUGCAAGGCCCGAGACACCAAAACAAAGCCCGUACGGGAAGGUGCGGUGCCUAUGGUGCACUGGAGCCCAUCAUAGAUCGGCCCGAGCAUCGCCCAUGGCACCCGGCGGUAGAGCCACCACUUAUC